This is a messenger RNA of Sceloporus undulatus (fence lizard), 3491 nucleotides long. RefSeq names its product T cell activation inhibitor, mitochondrial (gene TCAIM). The coding region runs from base 219 to 1712 and encodes 497 amino acids. The record is from RefSeq and is a predicted model, not a curated record. Lineage: Eukaryota; Metazoa; Chordata; Lepidosauria; Squamata; Phrynosomatidae. The transcript has 11 exons. Gene Ontology annotation, cellular component: mitochondrion.
GCCUCAGGCCCCGCCCAUUGUGGACCCGCUCUGUUUGUCCGCCUCCUCCUCUUCCUCAGGUGCUCUUUUGGGGCCCGACGUGAGCUGACCUUUCGGAGCCUGUUCUCCCGAUGGGGGUCCUUCAAGAGGUGAGAGGUCGACAGUGGAAUUCUGGGAAUUGUAGUUCGUUGUGGACCCAGAAAUUUGCAGGUAAUUUGGAAUAAAGAUUAAGCACUGAGAUGUUUUCUCAUUGGGAGAAAGUGAGGAGGAUGUGUUUCAAGAAGUUACUACUGCCGCAGGUUGUCCAAGUGAGAACUUUAUCAGGGGCUGAUGCUGUCAAUGCGCUGAGACCAUUCUAUUUUGCAGUGCAUCCAGAUUUCUUUGGCCAGCAUCCCAAAGAAAGAGAAAUCAAUGAAAAUUCUUUGAAGAGAUUAAAUGGGUAUUUGGAAAAUCUCCAGAAACCUGGCUUCAGGUCUUUGAAACCAACUCGGCUCACUUUUUAUGUACGAGAGAAAGAACAAAAUUCUUCUAAUGUCCAAGAAUCAUUAGGUGGUUCAGGAUUUCGAGCAGUCAGUUUUACUCUACGCACCAGAGACCUACUAAGCACAGUACUAGACAUUCUAAACUCCUGCAGCUUAUCUACUGAGCAUGUGCAUAGUUUGAGCAGCAAUGUGGACACUCGAUCUAGCCAGGGAGCACAAAAACCAUUUCCUAGGCCAAUUAAAUGGGACAAGACUUACUACUCUUUUACUGGAUUCAAAGAUCCUGAAGAAGAACUGGAGCAGGCCCAGAGGAUGGAAACUACUCUUAGUUCCUGGUUAGAUAAUAAUGAAAAGAGUGCAGACAAGAAGCUGAAAGAUAGCUUACCUCUCAGGAAAGAACUAGACCGCUUGAAAAGUGAACUCUCUCAUCAGCUGCAGCUCUCUGAUAUUAGGUGGCAGAGGAGCUGGGGAAUUGCUCAUCGGUGUAGUCAGCUACACAGUCUAAGUCGGUUAGCUCAACAGAGCCCAGAGGCACCAAGGAAUGCAAAAGGGCGUACGGUGAUAUUUACAGAUCAUUCUGGCGUGAGUGCGACAGGCCAUGUUAUGCUAGGAACUAUGGAUGUUCACCACCACUGGACCAAAAUUUUUGAAAGGCUGCCAAGUUACUCUGCACUUCAAAGAAAAGUGCUGUUUCUGGAGGACAGUAUAAGCCAUCUUUUAGGAGGCAUACAAAUAACAUACGUUGAAGAGCUACAGCCGACGCUGACCCUGGAAGAGUAUUACUCUGUGCUUGAUCAUUUUUAUAACCGAUUGCGUAACAGCAAGCUUCCAUUUCACCCUCACAGUUUGCGUGGACUGCAAAUUAUUUUGGAAAGUGACAGGUAUGCACCAAGUUUGCAUGAAUUGGGCCAUUUCAUCAUCCCAACAACCUGUGAUUUUGUAGCCCUUCAGUGGUUUAUCAUCAGCAAAGCACAACAAGCAAGAGAAAAACUGAAAAGAAAGGAAGAAUUAAUGAAGCUAGAAAAGGAGCUGGUAGAGGCUGCUACAGAAAAAUUCUGUCUCCAACGACUGUAUAAGGAGCCCAGUGUUUCCAGUGUACAGAUGAUUCAUUCAUGCAGCCGACUGCUAGAACAGAAGUUGCUGCCAUACCUGCAGGGCAUGCACCUCUGCAUAUCCCACUUCUAUUCAGUGCUGCAAGAUGGAGACCUCUGUAUCCCUUGGAACUGGAAGAAUGGAGGACAUGCCCAGUGAACUGACAGGUCUUAUAUUUUGUGUAAGAGAAAAUGGAACAUUUCUCAGAACUUGAUUUAAAUUCCCCAAACCCUUUUCAUGCCAGUAUUACAAGUAAACCAAGCCAUCUCCUUGGUUUUUAAUUACUGUUCAGAAAGCUACAAACAGGUGUCUUUUAAAGAUACACAGUUUCAGCAAAAGGUUGAAUGGUUUCUAUAUGAAUCUGCGUCAAGAUGUUAAUGAAAGACUUUGUUAUGGAAUGAGUUGUACAAAACCUGAAUGAAACGGAAAAGCACAACAAUAUGUGGAUUUUAUAUAUUUUAAAAAUGGUGAAUUAUAGAUAGACCUGAGAUUUACUUAAACAGGGCAAAUUGUAACGUAUAAGGAACUGUACUUAGAGAAGCAUUCUGCAAAUUGAAACUAAUAUGUGGCACAUUCAGAGAAUGUUGCAGUAUAAAAGCAGGAGAGCUAACAUCUCUGAAGCUAUACAAUGUUUUAGUUACAUAUUUGUACAUAAAACAUUUUCCAGUGAAAGAGAUAGUAUUUAUUUUGCAAAAAUGCUGUACAACUCCCUUGAGAAGAUUUUAUAUAUUGACAACGGUUAUCCACUAGAUCUUGCACUUUCAAUAUUUUUUCCAGAUAAAUAGACAAAAAAAAUAUGUAUCAGCCUAAAUUGUGAUUACUUUUCUGAAUAUAGUUUGUCCUUUUAAACCAAGGAGCCAAAGUGUGAUUCUCUGUAGGAACUCAGGCCUACCCAGAGUGUGGGAGGGAGAGCAGGAAAAAUGUUUCCAGUACUCCACACCUCAUCUCCUGUAUGUACUGAUGGCCCUGGCCCAACCCUGCCAUGAUGCUUACCAGAGCCCCACAUGCACAGACUCAUGAGGUGUGACAGGCUUACGGUUGCUCCAGGACUAGUUAAACUCCUGAUCUAGUUCUGGGUACACUGCAUCUUAAAAGACAUAGCUCUUCAUCUUCCCUGAUAGGGCACCUCUUUGCCAAGAGCAUUAAAUUGUUUGUUUCAAUUACUAUCCUAUCAGCAGUGCAGGUGGAUCGGUAAAGGGAGGGGAACCAAAUUGGGCUGAAGUUACCAUAGUAUGUGACACAGCUUAAAUUCCUAAAAUGAGCACCUUGUGUUUAUUAUAUUCCCAUAAUCUCCAGGAAGACAAUUGAUUUCAGGAUGAGUGGCCUGUAGCCCUCUACAUGUUCAUAUACCCAUCCGCCCCUUCCACCAUAGACAGUAGUCAAGAAGGAUGUGAGCUGUAAUCCUGCAACUUCUGGAGGGCCACAGUUUGCCACCCCAAACAAAAAUAUGAUUUCACUAGUAUGAGUCAGGAAACAUGAACCUGUUUGAUUAUGACAAGCUAGUUUUCAUCCAUGUAUACAUAUGCCUAGCUGAAUGGUUUGGUACAGUGUAUUUAAGGUACAAAUAUUAUCAGCCUUGAAUGUCAACAAGGUAAUUUGUAGCUCUAACCUUUCUUUUGAAAGCUUCAGUAUUCUCUGCAAAUUUUGUGUUUCAAAAGUAUGCCUAGUUUAAUGAAAUUAUUGAUUGAGGAAGAGAAGAAAAUAUUAAGACUGGUUACUACAGAUGACAGUGCACCUUUGAAUCCAGUAGAAACUUAGAGCACAAAGAUUCUUGCAGAGUGAUUCUUAAACAUGCAGGUACAUAUUUUGUUGCUGGAUGUCAGUUGUCUGAAAAUUGUGUUGUGCUAUUUCAGUAUUUUUAAAGUUUUCCUGAUGAGGGAACAGUGCUGUUUUGUUUGUUUGUUUGUUUUUCAGAAAUAAAGAAGUUCUUUAAUAUGA